AUGCGGGGAUUUGAGGCUUCGGGGCCUGGCGCCCUCUGGGCCGCUCCCUCGACCCUCACUACCUCCGUCAUAUCCAGUACCACCGGUCUUCCCACAACCUCCUCUUCCAUCCCUUCCACCGACACCGAUCUUGUCGCAUCAAAUAUCGAACAUGUUCUGCUGGCAAUAACGUCGCGGAAUCAGGAUGGUGGCCUGGCAAGUGUCGGUGGCAACACGUCGGGUUCCACCGGCAAGGGCAUCUUGAUUGGCAUCCUCUCCGCCUUUGGCUCUGCCGCCGUUGCCGUCGUCAUUUUAGCGGUGUUCUUUUUCUUCAAGUAUACUCGACGUGGUCGGAUUAUUCUGGAUCGGAUUGGGCGACCAGGUGAAUACGAUGACGAACAGGCGUUUUUGCGCGAGGAAGCGGAGGCCCUGGAGGCCAUGGACGACUUGUCGCGAUCCGAGUAUGCAAGAGCAAAGGCUUUUAUCGAAGCCAACCCCCCCGAGUCGAUGCAAACCGACAUCUCGCUGUCUCAGUUCCUUGCGAUCCAAGAAAAAGGUGUAUCCGCGUGGGAGUUCCAGCCGGAACUGGAAAUUGCCAAUUGUUUCGUGGAGGCCAGGACCGAGAUUGAGUUUUACGACUCGGAAUGUAGCGUCCAGACGAACCUGCCCGUACCCAAGCAGAAUGAUGUCUACUACUGGGAAGCGAAGAUCUACGAUAAACCCGAACACACUCUUAUCAGCAUUGGCAUGGCUACAAAACCGUACCCUCUGUUUCGCUUGCCAGGUUUCCAUAAGACGUCGGUCGCUUAUCAGUCCACGGGUCAUCGGCGAUACAAUCAGCCAUUCACUCCAACUCUAUACGGUCCGCCGCUCCUUCAGGGCGAUGUAAUCGGUGUCGGAUACCGCCCCCGUUCCGGUACGAUAUUCUUCACGCGCAACGGGAAGAAACUAGAAGAAGUAGUCCAUGGUCAGAAGACGCAGAAUUUCUUCCCUACAGUCGGUGCGAAUGGUCCGUGUACCGUCCACGUCAACUUCGGUCAGAUGGGUUUCGUGUUCAUUGAAGCCAAUGUCAAGAAAUGGGGGUUGGCUCCGAUGACUGGAAGCCUGGCUCCACCGCCGCCGUACGGAAGCGAACAGGGCAGCAUCCUGCUGGAAUCGGGGCGCGAGAGCGCAGCCCAGAUUUCCAAUCGGGUCUAUCAAGAUGCAAGCAAUGCCCGGACAAGCUCGACUGUGAGAAUCGCGCCGGCGCCGAGUCCUGGCCCGGUGCGGUCUCCAACCGACAUUUCGCUCGCGCAGCUGGCCCAUAUUCCGUCAAACGAAGAUGUUGGAGAAGGAUCAAGUCGCGGCCAUAUCGCAGAUGGGGAGCAGGCGCCCCUGUUGAGCACGCACGAUAUCGAGCAAGGGCCUCCUCCAGAGUACUCCAGCCCGGAUGGCAGCCGCAGAGGCAGCGAUGCGGGGGAUUUCCCACCGGGAGAUCAGCCACCGAUACCCAGCUACGAUGCCGCGGUGGGUAAUCACGAUGGCCAACAUUCUCAUUCGGAGGGGGGCAAUUGA
Molecule: messenger RNA, 1533 nt
Organism: Aspergillus terreus NIH2624
Lineage: Eukaryota; Fungi; Ascomycota; Eurotiomycetes; Eurotiales; Aspergillaceae
Product: SSH4 family protein
Exons: 3
Coding region: 1-1533 (510 amino acids)
Molecular function (GO): protein binding
Source: RefSeq, a predicted model, not a curated record